GUCUAUUUAGAUGUAUUUAUGUUUAUUUUAUAUGUUGUUUUUAUUUGAUAUGUAUUUAUGUUUGAUAUGUAAGGUUUCCUCUGUGAGUCUAUACUGCACUGACAUCACAGCGGCCACACUAUUUCCAGAACAUUCCAGGUCCUCCAGAUAUGGUGGAGAAAGACGUUACUGGAUGUUAUUACAAUGGAUGAUGGAUUCCAGCAUAUUACAAAGGAAAGCUGAUUUGAUCCAUUAGCGUAUACAGGAGGGGAUAUGGUGCACGGUUACGUAGUGUUCGCAGUCAUGCCACCCAGCGUGAAUAAGGAACCGGUGCUUAUGUGCAUGACUACAGUCCUCACAAAGCUCAUUCCACAGUUACCACAGUUAACCUCACUGCUCAGGGCGCUAAACAUGACUUCAUGCUUCUAAAUGCUCCAUGGCUCUCUGUGUGCCGUGCCUGUGUGCGAAAGCUAAGACAGCUACUGCCUAAAUACCUGACUUUUACACAGCCUUAAUUCCUUUUGUACGGUCUUUAUUCCGGUCCUAAGUCUCGCCGAAUAGCUGUGGCCCUUUAAUGGUGAAACGUCUCCUGGUCCGCCUCUUCCUUUUUAGGACAUGUUUACUUUUAUCGGCAGACUUCUUCCUACUCCAGCGACUCCACCAGCUCUUCCGCACGUCUCCGCGAGAGCGAGCACGCGGGGCUUGAAGAGUGGGCGCUCGCGGUGUUUGCGCUCCCCGACCCCAGGGGUUUGAGGGCUUUCCUGAGACUGACCACACCCUGGGCAUCGCGAGUGUGAGCUGCUCUACUGCGUGUGUAGGGGCGAAAGACUGAGCGGGGACGUCUGAUGGCUCUGCUCACCCUGCACAGAUCGCCGUCUGUUUCCACCGCGCCAGAUGAAUGCAUUCCAAGAAGAGGGAUACUUCAGAAGAGAGAAAGUUUUGCUGUUGUCAAAGGGGCGGUUCUUCUGCUAGAAGAAGGUGCAAGGUUAGGGAUACAUGAAGAAACCACACCCCCUCUCUAUCCAAAUGCUAGAGCUGUGGGCGGGGAAUCUGGCACCCAGCAUAGACAUUUACAUGCCAUGGUUUCCUUGCUGAGGCCAGAGGACACAAUCAAACUGGCUGUGCAGCUGGAGUCUGUGAGCUCAGUCAGGCUGAGGUAUCUGCUCAUCAUCACCACGGCGAGUCACAAGCAGGAGAGUCUCCUCCUGGGCAUGGACUUCCCUCACAUGAGCAGUGACCACUGCACAAUCGGCCUGGUCAUGCCUAUAUGGAGUGACACACAAGUGUAUCUGGAUGGUGAUGGUGGCUUCAGUGUAACAUCUGCAGAGGUCACAAGGAUAUUCAAGCCUGUGUCCAUUCAGACAAUGUGGUCGGUGUUGCAAGCCCUGCAUGGCUGCUGUGAGCGGGCAGUGCACGGCGCCGUGAUCCCAGGCUGCAGUCUGGACUGGGCCCAACACUACCAACACCACAUGGAGUCGGACCAACACUGCCUGAACGAGUGGAGAGCCAUGACAGGCCUGGAGUCAGUGCGCAAGGACAGCAAGGGCAGCUCCACCGAGCGUGAGGCUGUGGAGAGCGAAAUCAAAGCUCAGCUCAGAGACAUCAUGAGAACAGAGGACCUGGAGAGCAUCACCUCCAAACAGGUUCGAUCUGCUCUUGAGGCCAGGAUUGGCAUGGACAUGAAGAACUACAAGGAGUACAUUGACAACGAGAUGAUGGUCACCAUGGCACAGAUGGACAAACCAUCCAAAAUCUUGGACUACCUUUACCUGGGCUCAGAGUGGAAUGCUGCAAACUUUGAGGAGCUUCAGAAAAACAACGUGGGCUAUAUCCUAAACGUCACCAUGGAGAUUGAUAAUUUUUACCCAGAAUCCUUCACCUACAUGAAUGUGAGAGUUUAUGAUGUAGAAGCGACAGAUCUGCUUGCACACUGGAACAACACGUACAUGUUCAUCAACGACGCAAGGAAGCACGGGCAGGCUGUGCUGGUGCACUGUAAGAUGGGAGUGUCUCGAUCCGCGUCCACGGUGAUGGCGUUCCUGAUGAAGCAGCAGGGAUGGGGGUUAGACCAUGCCCUCAACUACGUCAGGGAACGCCGGCCCAUCGUGCAGCCCAACGACAGCUUCUUCAGACAGCUGCAGAUAUACAGCGGAAUCCUGAGUGCCAGUAAGCAGCGCCACAGUGCCCUCUGGAGGCGGAAGUCCAAAUCAGAAAGCCAGCAGACACUGGAUAAAAAGUCCGACCAGGAGGCAGGGAGUGAUGAAGAGGAUGAAGAGCAAGAUGAGGAAGAGAGUCCAGAGGAGGACGAGGGUGAUGAGGAAGAAGCCAGAGAUGUGUUUGAGGAGAUGUUGCCUAUCAGUGUUCCAGACACUGCAGUGGGAGAGGCUCUCACAGCAGGGCCUGUAAUAAAUGUUCCAGACAGUGACAAGGUGUCUCCAAGUCCCAGCAGGAGUGGCAGGAUGGAUCUGUUUUCUCUUAUGCAGUCCAUCCAGUUGGAUGAUGAUGACAGACUGAGUGAUCUCGAGAACGCUGCCACCCAGAGGCGAUCACCAGCACACCGGAGACGGAGUUACAAACGGAGAGCCCUGACUCACCAGAAAGCUAAUGUGGACCGGUCUCCUGACCCAAGUAGCCAGUCACAGAACAGAAACCAGGGUGAGGCGGAGCUCUUGACUUCUCGAGAGGAGGCAGGGCAGAAGGAAGGCGGGGCCAGUGGCUAACACAGGAAAAGAGAGGUAGGAAGAAGAAAUGUACCGAAAAAGGGCAAGAAGGAAAGAGUACUGAUAAUGACAUACAACAGUCUUAUUUCAUCUUGUAUCAAGGUAAAUCUAAUUAUUCACUGGAGAACGAUUAUGGUAAAUUAGUCACACACACACACGUCCAUGCUUUCUUUGACCUCCUCUACACACACACUGCACAUGACUACAUUAUAGCUGCAGCACAGGGCAGAACGGACAGGUGCCACAAGCUAACACCCCCCCCCACACACACACACACACACACACACACACACACACAAAGACACACACACACACAAAAUACCCAAAAAAUGUAAAUAGACAUGCAAACUGCAGCACACGUUUGACAUGUUUUUCCUGUCAAAUGUGAGCAAUGAUGAGACCUGUAUUUAGUACUCCAGAUGUCACUCGGUGCCUUUCUACAAAUCUCUUCAGUCCUUCAUGUGUGGUAAGCCUGAGCCACCACCUUGCCAUCGCCGCACUGACUGCAGGACAGUGUUAGAAGUUUAGUCAUAAUGAGUGACUGAGUACACAAUGAGCUGAGUCUUGCCCUGGCCCUGUAUUAGUACUGAACAACAUUAUUAUUAUUAUUAUUAUUAUUAUUAUUAGUUAUUUGUUAAUAUUAUUGCUUUUUCUGCAAACCUUUUAAAAAUCAUGUAGUGAGGUUAAGUCCCUUAAUUCUAUGCAAUGGGUCUACUAUGUUCUUACUCUGUAGCUGUUUUUUGUUUUUUAUAAUUUAUUGUCUUUCUUUUGACUGUGAAGCUUUACGCUGACUCUUUUGGUGUGAAAACUGCAGUUUUUUUUCUGAGAUGAGCAUGAUGUACGAGUGAUGUAUGAGUGUGUGAGGUGGUGACAGUUCUUUGCUGAAACAUUCAUAGUACUGUGCCCUAAUGGUUCUGCAUUUCAGAAACUUUCUGCAGUACUUUUUAUAUAGAAAUUUAUGCCAGCUUGAACUUUUAAGCUUCUACAUAUUGGAGACUUUUAACUACUAUCAUGCAUGGGAGACUAAUCCUGAGAAGAUGUCUGCACGAAGGUCCAGAAUAAAUGAUCAUUGUAAUGGUUAAUGUUUCACUCCGAAUGUGCCAUGAUUCAGACACUCAUGAUGAAUCUCUUCUGUGGUGCUGUUGCUACAGAAUAAGUCACUAUGCCACAGUUCGACGCGCUCAGUGCCUUCAGUUUAAGAGACUGGACCAAAAUGGCACACGAGGUUUUAAUGUAUGUUUUCAAUAUGGAUGACAUUGUGAAUGUGUGAUCAGUGUGGUGUGGAAAUUGCAGUCUCCCAGCUGUUUUGGAUCAUGUGCAUGCUUUUACGUACAGGGAGCCUGAUUUUAUGAAGAAUGUCACUUGGGUAUUUAUUGUGUGUGGGUGGGUGGCAGUACAGUAUUUCCGUUGUGUUCUGAACAGUAUGCUGGUGAAGAGUAUGGUUCAUUAUACACACUGCAGUAGGACUAAACACACUUGCCAGUGUAACUGGUGCUUACAGCAGAUAGUUAAACCAAAGUAAACCUGAUCAGCAUUUAAUGUCUCCACUGCUUGAUAUAUACAUGGGGAAAAUGCCUGUUGGAUUUUAAGUAGCUGCAUUUCCGCAGAGGGAGAAAGUGCCACUUAUUAACUAGUAAACUUCACCUAUUCCCGAUGACCCUUUGAGACUCCACCCAUUCCCGAUGAACCUUUGAGACUGUGCACCUUCUUUAAGGGGUCAUGUGAUCUGUUAUUUGUCUUUAUUCUUGGAAAUUUCUCUUCAAUUUCAUGUGAUGCACCUGUUUUUUUUUUGCUGUACAAAGUAAUAAAUAUAAGAAUUUCUGAAAUGGGUAAAUGAUUUGAUGUGUUAUGUGAUGGGAGAUGGUUUUUCUGAAGGUUAAAGUCUAGUAUUGAAUUUAUACUAUAAAUUGCAUUGUCACUGGGACUUACUGAUGACUUUGAAUUUAGGAGUUUCCAGAAAGAUUGGCGUGGGGGGCAUGUGUGAAUACACUCUGGCCAAAUAAAAUGUUUAGCUAUAAUGCACUUAAACCUGUGUGUAAGAGAUUAAAGUUUAGAUGUAAAAUUUGCAUUUUA
This is a messenger RNA of Electrophorus electricus (electric eel), 4772 nucleotides long. RefSeq names its product protein phosphatase Slingshot homolog 3. The record is from RefSeq and is a predicted model, not a curated record. Gene Ontology annotation, biological process: negative regulation of actin filament polymerization; protein dephosphorylation. NCBI's taxonomy places the organism in Eukaryota, Metazoa, Chordata, Actinopteri, Gymnotiformes, Gymnotidae. Gene Ontology annotation, molecular function: phosphatase activity; actin binding.